This is a messenger RNA of Fusarium falciforme, 1038 nucleotides long. RefSeq lists its product as uncharacterized. The transcript has 2 exons. The record is from RefSeq and is a predicted model, not a curated record. The coding region runs from base 1 to 1038 and encodes 345 amino acids. NCBI's taxonomy places the organism in Eukaryota, Fungi, Ascomycota, Sordariomycetes, Hypocreales, Nectriaceae. Gene Ontology annotation, molecular function: oxidoreductase activity.
AUGGCUACCCAGCAGGUCUUCCGCCUGCCCCAGCGCACUUCCAUUCAGGAUCUCCAAGUGAGCACCGAGCCAGUUCCUGGACCUUCUGCGCAGGAAGUUCUUAUCCGGAUUCGAAGCGUGGCGCUUAACUUUCGAGAUUACGCUGUGGCUACUGGGAAAUACCCUUUCCCUGUUAAGGACAACGUUGUCCCUUGCUCUGACAUGUCUGGAGACGUUGUCAGUGUCGGCAGCCGGGUUGAUGACUUCGCCAAUGGCGAUAAAGUGGUAGCGUCAUUCGACCUCAAGACUCUCUACGGAGCGAUGCCCAACUGGUUUGGCAGCCUGGGCGGCUGUCAUGACGGUGUUCUUCGAGAGUAUAUCUCUCUGCCUAGCACCGCUGUCGUCAAGAUUCCCGACACAAAACUCAGCUACACCCAGCUAUCCGCCAUUGUAUGCACUGGAACGACUGUGUGGAAUUCUCUCUAUGGCAACAACCCUCUCAAGCCUGGCCAGACUGUGCUAUUCCUCGGAACCGGCGGCGUCUCUAUCACCGGAUUAAUCAUAGCCAAGGCUGCGGGCGCCAAAACCAUCAUUACUUCAUCAUCUGAUUCGAAAUUGAAGUACGUUCAGGAGAAGUACGGAGCGGACCACGUUAUCAACUAUAAGACGAACCCCGAGUGGUCUAAGGAGGUCCUGAAGAUCACGGAUGAUCAUGGUGCCGACUAUGUCCUGGAGAACGGCGGCGCUGGCACUAUCGCUGAGAGUAUCAACGCUGUGGCUUACGGCGGCUCCAUUGCUGUCAUUGGGUUCCUUGCUGGCUGCCCGCAAGAUAGGAUGCCUGAUGUGGCUGCCCUCGCUCUGUCCAAAGGCGCUGUCGUUCGAGGUAUCAUGGUGGGCUCCAAGCAGCAGCUGGAGGAUGUUACAAGGUUUGUUACGGCCCGAAAUCUUGACAUUCCUGUGGAAAAGGUUUUUGGUUUCACCAAGGAGGAAGUCACGGCUGCCUUUGAGUAUCUCACCAGUGGCCAGCACGUUGGCAAGGUAUGCAUCAGCCUGGAGUAG